CUCUCUCUCUCUCUUUUCUCUUUGACCUAUAAAAUUAGGGUUUCGUCCAUUUCUUCAUUUUUCCCUCUGUUGUUGCCAAAGCUCCGAUCAUGCUUUGGCCUUCCGUUUCUGAAUCAGAUCCAUCGCUUUGUGCUCAAGCUUUUGUUCUUUCACUUUCAUUUUCUCUGAUCUGAACGGUUUCCGUUGUUUCUUCAGUUCCGUACUUCACUCUUAACAAUGUCCUGUUCAUAUCUACGUCCCGAUCCCCCCGCCAGAAUAUUCUCCAUACAAGACGGGGUUUUUGCCCAGACCUACAGCCGUUGUAACUACUCUGAUGAUCAUUUUGAUCGUCUUCCUGAUUCUCUUCUUCUGCUGAUUUUCAAUAGGAUCGGCGAUGUUAAGGCUCUUGGACGUUGCUGUGCUGUUUCUCGAAGAUUUCACUCGAUUGUCUCUCAGGUUGAUAACGUUGUUGUACGAGUUGAUUGUGUGAUUUCUGAUGAUGAUUUCUCUUCAGCUUCUUCGUCUUCUGAUAAAUCCCGAAGUGGUUUCUCUAAUCUGUUUCGUAUGGUUCUUGGAGGCAUUGUUAAGCCGCUUCAAGCGUUAGGUCAGUUUUUGGGUCCGAAAAGGGUGACUUCUUCUGGCUUGGGUUCGGCUUCGUCUUCUUUAUCGACUUCUUCGCUUGCGGUUGGGAGGGAAGAAGAUGGGGAAAGUGGUCAAAGUGGUGUGACUCAUCACUCGCCGACGCAAGUUCUAAAGAAUUUUAACGAGAUUCGGUUCCUUCGGAUCGAGCUUCCUAGUGGUGAACUGGGUAUUGACGAUGGGAUAUUGUUGAAGUGGCGAGCUGAUUUUGGAUCAACUUUGGAUAACUGUGUGAUCCUAGGUGCUGCGUCGGUGAUUCACGUUGGAUCCUUUAAUAAGCACGUUCAAGAGAAUGGAACUGAUGGGUUUUGCUCUGGAAAUGGCCCAGCGGCUGACGACAGCGGGAGCAUUCCCGAAUCGUUUUACACUAAUGGGGGACUAAAAUUGAGAGUAGUUUGGACGAUUAGCUCGCUAAUCGCGGCCUCGGCAAGACAUUACCUACUGCAGCCGAUAAUUGCAGAGCAUAAAACUCUGGAUAACUUAGUUCUAACGGAUGCAGAUGGACAGGGGAUGUUGUGUAUGAACAAGGAUCAACUUGAGGAGUUGAGAGUGAAGCCCUUGUCAGCUUCAACUGCGUCAAAGAGAACGCUUGUUCCAGCUCUGAAUAUGAGGCUUUGGUAUGCGCCUCACCUGGAAUUACCUGGUGGGAUUGUUCUGAAAGGGGCAACUCUUGUUGCAAUUCGUCCAAGCGAGCAGUCAAUGACAAAGAAAGAAGUUUCUGAUGGGUCAUGGCUUUCAAACGCUUUCGAGGAACCUUACGGAACCGCAGCAAAGAUACUGGUGAAGAGGAGAACUUACUGUCUUGAGAUGAAUUCUUUCUGAUAACUUCAAUUGGAUCUGAGCACGGAAUGGUGGAAACCAGAUAGAGGGAAGAUUGACUCUGGCGGAAAUACCUUGUUUCAUGCAUCACCGGUCUUCCAUGUAUUAUGAGGUGAAAGUCUAAUCACAAUCAAAUUGCAGCAUCCUCAGAUAUCCAUGGUUGAUUUUAGAUUGAGGAACGGGUGACUUCUGCUUAAACAAUUGAGAUAAUUGAAAUUCUUCCUCUACUUGGCUUUUGUUUGAUAAUACUACUUGCGAAAGUGCAAAAAAUACAAAUAGAGAGAUGUUGUUGUAAAAGCCCUGUUGUAGUGUUUUGUUUCUUAUAUGUGAAUAUGAUCUAGUUUUAUCAAGUAAUUGCAUCCUAAUGAAUUGAUUGCACUACUUAAUGUUAUGGAUAUUGAAUGCAUAUUUGACACUUUUAA
Messenger RNA from Cucumis sativus (cucumber), 1859 nucleotides. RefSeq names its product F-box protein At5g46170. Gene Ontology annotation, molecular function: protein binding. Bases 217 to 1440 code for a protein of 407 amino acids. The record is from RefSeq and is a predicted model, not a curated record. Lineage: Eukaryota; Viridiplantae; Streptophyta; Magnoliopsida; Cucurbitales; Cucurbitaceae. The transcript has 2 exons.